Perca fluviatilis (European perch) is the source of this 3280-nucleotide messenger RNA. Its product is annotated as scavenger receptor cysteine-rich type 1 protein M130-like. The record is from RefSeq and is a predicted model, not a curated record. NCBI's taxonomy places the organism in Eukaryota, Metazoa, Chordata, Actinopteri, Perciformes, Percidae. The transcript is spliced from 11 exons. Bases 32 to 2638 code for a protein of 868 amino acids. Gene Ontology annotation, cellular component: membrane.
GAUAGAGUGGCAGGUGACACACCAACUGGACAUGGGUCGUGUACUGGUGCUGUUCAUGUUGCUCUGGAACUCAGGAUUCCUCCCAGGUUUCCAGACAGAGGGAAAAGAUAUUGAUGAUAUCCGGUUAUUGGGAGGAUCCAGCCGCUGUUCUGGUGUGCUACAGGUGAAGCGGCAGGGAGAGUGGGCAGAAGUGGAUGACCGUGAAUGGGACCUGAAGUUAGCAGAUGUAGUUUGCAGACAUCUGGACUGUGGCUCUGUGGUUCAAGCUUUAUCAAAAAGACAUUCAUUCUCAGACCCUUAUAGCAGCAUCACAUCUUCCUGUCUUGAGUCUGGACCUAGACUGAAGAAAUGUUUAACAAAAAGGUCCCGGACUUGGCCUACCAGUUUGGAGAUCAUCUGCUCAGACUCUGUCAGGCUGGUGAAUGGGACCAGUCUGUGUUCAGGCAGACUGGAGGUGAAGUCUAACCAGUCUACCCAGUCGUGGUCCUCAGUGUGUGAAGAUGACUUUGACCUGCAGGAUGCAGAGGUGGUCUGCAGGGAGCUUGGCUGUGGGGCUCCUUUAGUCCUCCAGGGGGCGCUCUAUGGAGACAUGGAGGCUCCAGUGUGGACCAAAGAGUUCCAGUGUAGAGGCCAUGAGUCUACUCUGCUGGACUGUGACAGCUCAGAUAGAAACAUCUGCUCUUCUGGCAAAGCUGUUGGACUCACCUGCUCAGAGCCUGAUAAUUUCCAGUUGGCGAGAGGAUCCAGUCGCUGUGCCGGUGAACUAGAGAUGAAAAAACACGGAGAGUGGCGUAAAGUGGAUGCUACAUAUAAUGCCUGGAAUCUACAGGCAGCAGAUGUAGUGUGUAGACAUCUUGACUGCGGCUCUGCUGUUUCAACAGGGAGGAAAGAGAGCAAGCAGUACGGAGGAAUAUGGAGGAUUAGAUCAACUUGCCUUCAAUCCAAGUCUGCAGUUAGGGAGUGUAUAUUAACAAAGUAUUCCCUUUCCCUUUCCAACCUGGAGAUCAUCUGCUCAGACUCUGUCAGGCUGGUGAAUGGGAAUAGUCUGUGUUCAGGCAGACUGGAGGUGAAGUCUAACAAGUCUACCCAGUCAUGGUCCUCAGUGUGUGAAGAUGACUUUGACCUGCAGGAUGCAGAGGUGGUCUGCAGGGAGCUUGGCUGCAGGGCUCCUUCAGUCCUCCAGGGGGCGCUCUAUGGAGACAUGGAGGCUCCAGUGUGGACCAAAGAGUUCCAGUGUAGAGGCCAUGAGUCUGCUCUGCUGGACUGUGACAGCUCAGAUAGAAACACCUGCUCUUCUGGCAAAGCUGUUGGACUCACCUGCUCAGAGCCCGAUAAUUUACGGUUGGCGAGAGGAUCCAGUCGCUGUGCCGGUGGACUGGAGAUAAAGAAAGAGGGAAAGUGGCGUAAAGUGGAUGUUAAAGAUUCUGCCUGGAAUCUAAAGGCAGCAGAUGUAGUGUGUAGACAUCUUGACUGUGGCUCUGUUGUUUCAACAGGGUGGAAAAAGAGGAAGUUCUACACAGGAAUAUGGUGGAUUAGCUCAACUUGUCUUCAAUCCAAGUCUGCAGUUAGCGACUGUAAAUUAGCAAAGUCUUACACUUCCCAGUCCAACCUGGAGAUCAUCUGCUCAGACUCUGUCAGGCUGGUGAAUAGGACUAGUCUGUGUUCAGGCAGACUGGAGGUGAAGUCUAACCAGUCUACCCAGUCAUGGUCCUCAGUGUGUGAAGAUGACUUUGACCUGCAGGAUGCAGAGGUGGUCUGCAGGGAGCUUGGCUGUGGGGCUCCUUUAGUCCUCCAGGGGGCGCUCUAUGGAGACCUGGAGGCUCCAGUGUGGACCAAAGAGUUCCAGUGUAGAGGCCAUGAGUCUGCUCUGCUGGACUGUGACAGCUCAGAUAGAAACACCUGCUCUUCUGGCAAAGCUGUUGGACUCACCUGCUCAGAGCCUGUCAGAUUGUCUGGAAGAGCCAGUAACUGUGCUGGUACGCCAGAGAUGAAACAACAGGGACAGUGGAGACCAGUGAUUGCAUUUAAUUACGAAUGGGUCCAGAAGUUAUCAUCUGCAGUGUGUAAACGGCUGGACUGUGGUUCUGCUGUUUCCACAAACAUGAGCAGCUCUAGAAAAACACCUGUGUGGGAGAUCAAUCAUUCUUGUGUUCAGUCUGAUUGGCUAGUACGGGAGUGUUUAUCGUUAACAAGUUCCUUGAAAAGCCCCACGAACCUGGAGGUGGUCUGCUCAGUGAUGGGGUUUCUGAGGCCACGCAGCAGGGGUUGCGAGUGCUCAUGGGCUCCGACUUCACCAUCAGCUGCUCCAUCCUGCCACAGUACCCAGGAGGCUCCUUCCAGCUCAUCUUCAACACCUCCGACCCAGAACAGAAGACCUACACCCUGCCAGCUGUCAAUCACUCAGCCCACUUCCUGUUCUCUGCUGCAGACUCCACCCACCGAGGGGAGUACCGCUGUGUUUAUCACCUCAACGUUUUCUCCCAUAACUUCUCUUCUGAGAGCCGCCCGCUCCAUCUCACUCUUGCAGGCCAGCAGAGGGCAGACGCUAAGAAGAGAGGACAACAUGGAGGUUCAUUACCUCUGUGGUGCUGAUGACUUGCUGGGUGAAGAGGCAGGAGGAGCGCAGGGCUCAGAGUAGGAUCUCACAGCCAGAUGGACGGCUCUGCUCUCAAACAGCCAAAUCAGAGCAGUUCAGGUGUGGGAUAAUAUCAGGCAUAGCUUUCCUAGAGAAGACCCAGACAGACAAUCAACUACAAUGGCAAACUUUUAAACCAUUGUACAGGGUGGAACAAUUAAAUAAUAUGAUUGUACAUUUAUGGUUUUAUUAUUACAGAGAUUUUUUUCUGCAUAAAGAAAUAUUUGGCGCCCCAAAGAGGUUUUAGUCAGCGUCUAAAGGAAAAUCACCAGCUCUAAUACAUCUUUGACUUCCAGCUGUCAACUCCUCUCCCCUCGCUCUCUGAUAUAGAGGCAUCAGCAUUACAUUUAAACGUCUUAUAAGCAGUUGAAAGUUCCUUGUAGUCAAUCAACAUUUAUUUGCAUAGCACUUUACAGCAACCUACAGGUAUCCAAAGUGCUACAGAAAAGGACCAAGAAUAAAACAACAUAACAUACAAUAAAAAGAAUAAAACAUAGAAUUGUAAAAUCAGAAAAGGUUGCUUUUAACCAGGAGGAAGAGAGGUCAAAUGUUAGAGCGCUACUGUAUAUUAAAAGCAAUUCUAAAUAAAUACGUUAACAACGUAACAACUUAAUGUUGAAUUCACACAUUCUUUUCACAUCGUAG